Dovyalis caffra is the source of this 519-nucleotide messenger RNA. The record is from the annotation of a GenBank genome assembly. NCBI's taxonomy places the organism in Eukaryota, Viridiplantae, Streptophyta, Magnoliopsida, Malpighiales, Salicaceae.
AUGGGAAACUGCAUUGAUGUUCUGUGCUAUUCAUCUGCAGAGAAGAGCAAAGUUCUCAUCCAUAAUGGAGGAGAAAAGGAGUUUAAAGCCUCAACCAGGAUUAGAAAGAUCACGUCCGGGCGUUACUGUGGCCAUAUGUUGGUGCACAGUGCUCUACCUUACGCACCAUUGCCGCCUGAAACCAGGCUUGAACCUGGGGAAGUUUAUUACCUUGUGCCUCCCCUUGAUCAGCCUUGUAGACUUGAGGUUUCUUCGAAAUUGGCAGGACAAGAAACUUGUACUGGGAGGAAAGUGAAGAUUGUUGUGACUAGACAGCAGUUGGAAUUGCUGCUAAGAAGUUCAAAGCAGUUGAAGUCGAAAGGAAUCACUGUCCGAAUCUCCGAAAGUUUUAAGGAAGGAGAUCGAAAAUGGCAGCCUACUUUAGUUACCAUUCCAGAGAUUACUACCUGCUCUCUGCGGUUAGCUCAGGUGCUAGGGGGUGGAGAUUCAGUUGCAGAUUUGUUAAUGUAUAAUGUUUGA